Messenger RNA from Cyphomyrmex costatus, 1351 nucleotides. RefSeq names its product Tetraspanin 74F (gene Tsp74F). The coding region runs from base 343 to 1068 and encodes 241 amino acids. Lineage: Eukaryota; Metazoa; Arthropoda; Insecta; Hymenoptera; Formicidae. The transcript has 7 exons. The record is from RefSeq and is a predicted model, not a curated record. Gene Ontology annotation, cellular component: plasma membrane.
UCGAAAGAGAGAGUACGAGCGAGGCAGAAGUUCACUCAGUCUUAACGUUUCAGACGUUUCAGUUGGUUUCAGUUUCACUCCGACUCGGUCAGAAAACGUGCGCGUCUAACUCGGUGCCUCGUUGCCGAAUUCCCUCAUCGGUAACGAGACAUCAGAUUCGACAUCGCGAGCUCUAUAUAUAUUUUUCCCGAAACACAAGCAACUCAUCGCGUUUCAGUGUUUUCCUACGAGGCGGAGAAAACUUUCCCCAAGCGGGAGAAAGGAAUCGUUUGUUUUUUCAUUUCCCGCGACACUGCCGCCGGCUGAAGAGAAAGGGACCAGCAGUUUCGCAGAUAAGAGGGAAUGGGAUACGGCACGGAAAUGGAUGGCUGCGGACGUUUUAUGAAAUAUUCCCUGUUCUUCACGAACUUCAUCAUCUUCAUUGGUGGACUUAUCGUAACGGGUUUGGGCAUUUGGGCUUUGGUUGACAAAGUACCAUGGAUAGGCGAACUCGUGGGAAACGAUUUAUUAACCGGUGCAGUUUACGUUUUAUUGGUCGGCGGAAUCAUCGUGGCAUUUAUCGCCUUCUUCGGAUGCGUCGGUGCAUCGCGAGAAGUCAAAUGUAUGCUCCUGACAUACUUCAUAAUCGUAUUCGUGCUAUUUGUAACUAUGCUCAUCGGCGGCGUCCUCGGAUACAUUUUCCGCGAAAAAUUGCUGAGUACGGUCGACAGAGAGAUGAAGAGUUCACUUCGGCUUUACGAUCAUCGUAAAUCCAUUCGUGACGCCUGGGAUACCACGCAAACGACGCUCCACUGUUGCGGCGUUAACAGCUGGAGGGACUGGGGAAACUACGGCCUCAACGUGCCAGAUAGCUGCUGUCGAGAAAUUUCACCUGGCCGGCGAUUCGAGUGCAACCAUGGCUCGGACACAGUAAAUCCUUCCAAUGCUUACAUGGAGGGUUGCAUCAACGCAACACAAGUCUACAUGCAACAUCACGCGACCGUUUUAGGUGCUGCUGGCAUUGCAGUCGCAUGUCUUAUGUUCUUUGGAAUGAUAUUCUCCUGCGCACUCUUUAAAAUGAUCGAAUGACAACAGGAUAUCAAUAUAGUCUGAGGCUGUCUCAGACAUCGUAAAAGAGAACGAGAAAAGAGUGAAUCUUCGAAAUCUUCAGAGGAUUCGUGCAACCAAUCAAUAAAAUUACUUAUCGCCAUAAAUGUUGCUGAUUACUCUGAUUGUGAGUGUGAUCAAAAACAAAAAUCUUCAUCCGAUUGUACAGAUCUCGCUGAUUUGUUACACAUGCUGUUAAAUCUAUAGUGUCAAAUUUAAACUAAUUUAAUACAAAAAAAAGUCAAUUUAAAUUCGCCACUGCUCC